Fukomys damarensis (Damara mole-rat) is the source of this 1204-nucleotide messenger RNA. It is a transcript of the gene Hsd17b3, whose product is annotated as hydroxysteroid 17-beta dehydrogenase 3. Gene Ontology annotation, cellular component: endoplasmic reticulum. Gene Ontology annotation, molecular function: oxidoreductase activity. The record is from RefSeq and is a predicted model, not a curated record. Bases 1 to 909 code for a protein of 302 amino acids. Lineage: Eukaryota; Metazoa; Chordata; Mammalia; Rodentia; Bathyergidae. The transcript has 11 exons.
AUGGGGGAGGCUCUGGGUCACAUCUUCGUUCUUGUAGGGCUGCUAGUGUGCCUGGCCUUGCUGGUGAAGUGCAUUAGAUUCUCCAAAUGUAUUCUUCUGAGCUUCUGGAGAACUGUACCCUCAUCUUUGUUGCCAUCCAUGGGACAGUGGGCAGUUAUCACUGGAGCAGGUGAUGGGAUUGGAAAAGCAUAUUCAUUUGAGCUAGCAAGACAAGGACUCAAUGUUAUACUUAUCAGCCGGACUCUAGAAAAACUCCAGACCAUUGCCACCGAGAUUGAGCAGACCACAGGAAGAAGUGUGAAGAUUAUACAAACAGAUUUUACCAAAGAUGACAUCUACGAAUACAUUAAAGAAAACCUUAAAGGCUUAGAAAUUGGAGUGCUAGUCAAUAAUGUAGGAAUGCUGCCAAGCAAUGUCCCAAGCCAUUUCCUUACUACACCAGAUGGAAUCCAGAGCCUCAUCCAUUGUAACAUCACCUCAGUAGUCAAGAUGACACAGCUGGUUCUGAGACACAUGGAAUCAAGAGGGAAAGGCCUCAUCUUGAACAUUUCUUCAGGGGUAGCCCUCCGUCCUUGGCCUCUGUUCUCCCUCUACUCAGCUUCAAAGGUUUUUGUACGCACAUUUUCCAAGGCACUGCAAGUGGAAUACAGAAAGAAAGGAAUCAUUAUCCAGGUGCUAACACCAUUUGCUGUUUCAACCUCAAUGACAAAUCAUCCAGAUACCAGCAUGAUGAUUAAGAGUGCUGAUGGAUUUGUUAAAGAAUCGCUGAAUUAUGUCAUGGCUGGAGAUGAAGCCUAUGGUUCCCUUGCCCAUGAAAUCCUGGGACGAUUUCUGAACCAGACUCCAUCUUGGAUCUUCUACAGCAAGGCCUUCCAAAGGCGCCUCCUGAAUCCCACCCAGAAAAUGUAAGGCAGAACAUCAGUGUCAGCUGAUGUGAGCGGGGUGCUGGAGGCUAGCAUUGCCUCUCUUCCUGGCAUUCUUCCUGAGCUAACAAGGACCAGAGGCGCUGACUAGAGCCCUUCACCUCACUGAAGCUGGAAGUGGCCACACAGUGCCACAGACAUAGGUUUUACAAUACAAAAUUUUUGUGCCUUUACUCCAGUCUGGAGAUCUUUGGGAAAUCUGUGGUGUACAAACGUGUUAUGCAGUGGGUUUUAAGAUUCCACAUGUGAGGUGUCUAUGGGUAACACUGGAAGAAUUUCUA